GAACCAUAAUUUUGCCAAACUUGUUUAUCCCAUGCCCCUAUUAAACAAUAUAAAAUACAAGAGUAGAGUAGUGUAGUGUAGGGAGUUGUGAUGAUAAUAAUAUUGCAUUGAAGUUGAAAGAGAUCAGCCCAUCUCAGUCUAAACUAAAUGCGUGUCCGUUGGAACUCUAACUGGUGUAGUAGGUUAAGAGAAUUACUAUUCCAUGGCAAAUCUCAAGACGUUCUUCUCUACUACCGUGAAUUGAACAAGACCAGGGUUGAGUUGAUGGACCAUUCCGUUUUCCCUAUCCUUUUCAAAGCAUGUUUAAAUCUCUCCGCUACACACGGCCACGGCAACUCUAUCCACGCCUCUCUGGUUAAGCAGGGAUUCUUAGCUUUCACUUCCGUCGGUAAUUCUAUGAUGGACUUCUAUGCUAAAUCUGGAGACUUGGGUUCUGCGCUUGUGGUUUUUAACUGCAUGGACAACAAAGAUUCAGUUUCCUGGAAUGUAAUCAUUCAUGGCCAUUUAUUAUUAUUAGCUUCUCCCCGAGGACUAUGCUUAUUCACUCAGGCUUGGGCUGCAGGUUUUGAACCCAACAUCUCCACCUUUGUACUUGUCAUUCAGGCUUGUCGCAAUCUUGCAGCUUUUGAGGCUGGCCGGACGAUCCAUGCUUCUACCAUUCGUGCUGGGUAUUCAAGUAUUACUUCCAUCCACAAUUCGCUCCUCAGUUUCUAUGCUCAAUUUGAAAUGCACCUUGCGCACAACCUUUUUGAUGAAAUGACUGAAAGAGACGUUAUUUCUUGGAGUGUCAUGAUUGCUACCUAUGCCCAAAGUGAGGACGAAUCAGUGCUUGCCCUGGAGUUUUUUCAACGGAUGAUUGAUUUUGGGGAACCACCAGACGGACAAUCUGUGGUAAGUGUACUCAAAGCCUGCACCAAAUUGAAGGCCAUUAGACUGGGAGAGUCAAUUCACGGAUUUGUUAUCUCUAGAGGUAUGGGUUAUGACUUGUUCGUACACAACUCUCUGAUUGACUUGUAUUCUAAAUGCAAUGACAUUGAUUCUUCAUUGAGAGUUUUCGGGGGAAUUCCUGAGAAGAAUGUCGUGUCCUGGAACUCUUUGUUGUCUGGACUUGUGCAGAAUCAGAUGCAUCCUGAGGCCCUUACUUUAUUUGAUUCAAUGCACAAGGCUGGAAUUGAAUCUGAUGAGGUGACUCUGGUCAAUCUGCUGCAGUUAUGUAAGUUCUUCCUUGACCCUUACCAGUGCAAGUUGAUACAUUCCAGAAUACUUCGACAAGGUUUUGAGUUGAAUGAGUUGGUUACAAACUCUUUGAUCGAUGCAUAUGCAAGUUGCAAUCUCAUAACUUAUGCAUGGAGUCAAUUCAAUAAUAUGAUAACACGAGAUGCAGUAACUUGGAGCACCAUGAUUGCUGGCUUCACCCACUGUGGCAUGCCUGACGAAGCAAUUGCUGUUUUCCGAGAGAUGAGCCACACUUCUGAACGGCCCAAUGCUGUUACCAUGUUAAAUCUUCUUGAAGCUUGCUCUCUUUCUGCAGAUGUGAAAAGAUCAAGAUGGGCUCAUGGCAUUGCUAUUCGAGGAGGGUUGGAAUCUAAUGUAGUAGUGGGAACUGCCAUCUUAGAUAUGUACUCAAAAUGUGGUUCCAUUGGAUCUUCAAGGAAAGUGUUUGACCGCAUUCCAUACAAGAAUGUUGUGACCUGGAGUGCCAUUAUUGCAGCAUAUGGUAUGAUUGGCCUCCCAAAUGAAGCUCUAGCCCUAUUUCAUGAGAUGAAAGUUUGUGGUCUGAGGCCAAACCAAGUUACUGCACUGUCUCUUUUAUCGGCUUGUAGUCAUGGGGGAUUGGUAGAAGAAGGGGUCUCUCUUUUUGAGGAGUUAAUUUGGGAUCAUGAGGUUGAACUUGUCAUAGAACAUUACUCUUGCCUUGUAGAUUUGUUAGCUCGGGCUGGAAAGGUUGAUAGUGCAAUGAAUUUGAUAGGAAAGCUAGGUGUUGGAGUAAAGCCUGGUGCAAGUGCAUGGGGGGCACUGUUGAGUGCUUGUAGGAACUAUGAAAACUAUGAGUUUGGUGCCAUUGCCCUCCCUCAAGUAGUUGAACUUGAGGCGUCAAGCUCAGCUGGCUAUCUGCUUGCAUCAAACAUGUAUGCAUCAGGUUGUUCAUGGGUUGAUGCCACUAAAAUGAGAAUGUUGGCCAAGGAAGGAGGGGUCAAAGUUAUAGCUGGGUAUAGCUUAGUGUAUGUAAAUGGUAAGGCAUGCAGGUUUCUUGCGGGAGAAAACCACCAUCGUUUGUCUGAUGAAUUGCAGUUUGCUAUUCAGCAACUGCACUCGAGCAUGAAAAUGGACAUAAACUUUUGUGGAGUAGCCUCAUGCAAUCUAGUGAUAGGCACUUCCCUUUUUUAUUCACUAUCUGCUAAUUAAUUUUUAUCAAAAUUCAACUACAGAAUUUCCUUUUUCGUUAAAUAAGAAAGAUACACAAAUCUAUUAAAUCA
This is a messenger RNA of Solanum lycopersicum (tomato), 2477 nucleotides long. RefSeq names its product pentatricopeptide repeat-containing protein At2g17210. The record is from RefSeq and is a predicted model, not a curated record. Lineage: Eukaryota; Viridiplantae; Streptophyta; Magnoliopsida; Solanales; Solanaceae. Gene Ontology annotation, molecular function: protein binding.